Molecule: messenger RNA, 2317 nt
Organism: Phanerochaete carnosa HHB-10118-sp
Lineage: Eukaryota; Fungi; Basidiomycota; Agaricomycetes; Polyporales; Phanerochaetaceae
Exons: 4
Coding region: 47-2125 (692 amino acids)
Biological process (GO): iron ion transport; copper ion import; intracellular iron ion homeostasis
Cellular component (GO): plasma membrane
Molecular function (GO): ferric-chelate reductase activity
Source: RefSeq, a predicted model, not a curated record
CGCGACCUUCGCCGGUUGGCCCUGUCUCUAUUAACAGGGGAACGUCAUGGUUCGCUUCACAACAUUCAUGUCUACCCUCGCUUCCUCCACCUCUUCUACAAAUCUAACCCUCCCGACCAUUCCAGACUACUCUGAUGACCUCGAGUGGGUAACAGCCUACCUCGUCCAGCGCAUGCUCAGCGAGUCUAGCUGGGUGUACGCCUGGCUUCUGUGGAUCGUAGUUGGUGUUAUCUUCAUCGCGCUUACCCUCAUGCACUGGGCAGGCUUCCGAGGCGGGUACUUGGGCGCCAUCUGGAGCGGAUGGGCUUUGCGGAGGCGGACAUGGCGGAAGAAACACAGUUUGGCCGUGGCAAUGAAGACUGGCCAACCGCACAGACAACCCGACUCGCUGCCGUCCAACGCGCAAAUCCUCGCUGUCUGCACACUGUUCAUCGGUGCGCUCGUCCUGUCGUUCGUCGGUCCCGACUACCUCGCGCCCGGCGCGCAGCUGUGGAACUACCAUAGCCACCCCAUUGCGUCAAUCCAGAAGCGCGCAUAUGACACCGCGGAUUACACCUUUCUCCAACCGCAGUUCACUAUCCCGAAGGCGUGGUGGACAUCAGGAGGCCGGACAGGCCUCAUUGCAUUCGCACUCUUUCCCCUCACUGUCCUUUUUGCCCUCAAAGCGCCGCCUUUCGCCAUCUUCUCCUCUCGUUUCUUCACGCAGCUUGGGUUUGACAAGCUCGCGUUCCUCCACAGGUGGUGCGGCAUACUUGUCUGGCUCUUAGCUACUCUUCAUACUGCACUUUGGAGCGUUCAGCUGGCCACCGAUCGUCGGCCUAGCACGCACAAGGUGGGCUAUAUUUACGCUUGGAAGUAUGAGAAAUUCAUAUUUGCAUGGGCGGCAUAUGGUUGCUUCACGUUAUUGAUCAUCUGCUCGCUGCCUCCAAUCCGGAGACACCACUACGAGGCCUUUUGGUUCCUGCACGUCCUGUUCGUUCCGCUCACUUUGAUCAUGUCUGCGCUUCACCAUCCUCCGCUCGCUUGGUGGUGCUACGCAGCCCUGGCACUGUGGGUCGGAGAACGGUGCUACCGUUUCACAUGGUGGCUGAACACGAAUGGCUUCUUGGGUGGCAAGCAAGCCUACGAGCCUUAUCUGACGCUGAGAAGGUCCCCUUCGCAGGUUCAGCCCGAGACAGUCCCCAUGCACGCGCUUGACCAACCAGGUGCCGUCGGCAAGCUGCCCACCCUACCGCGCAUUGACCCCACCGCGACAGCGCCCGUUGGUCAUCCGGCGUCCAUGACAGGCUUCGGUUACUCUCCGCCCCCAGGCUACGUACAUGCCGAGCUCAUGCCGGGCAAGACUGUUCGCGUCCGCAUCGUGACGCCAGGAUUCCUCUCGUGGGCGCCCGGCCAGCACUUCCUCGUCAAUAUCCCUGCCGUCUCGCGCUUCACGUCGCAUCCAUUCACAGUCGGCUCUGUCUGCGACAUGCAGGCGCCCCACAGCUCCGCACGCGAGCUUGUUUUCUUCGUUCGUGCCAAGAAGGGAUGGACGAAGGACUUGUGGGACAUGGUCUGCCACCUCACCGCCCGGGGAAUGAAGUAUCCACAGGGCGAGCGGAUUCCUGCUUGCCCGCUCCCUCAGAAGGGCGUUCUCAUGAGGGGGUUUAUUGAUGGACCGUUCGGCUCUGCUUCUCGGGCAAAGUGGGGCGACCACUCGACCGUCCUGCUCAUUGCCGGCGGUUCCGGAGUAAGCUUCACGCUUUCGGUGCUCGAGUACAUAUGCAUGUGUAUGGCGGGCAGGGACGGCAAGGAACUCGGAGGCAGGCCGGGUGGAUAUGGAAAAUCGUGGUUCAAGACGCGGCGAGCCGCACAGGAGAAAAUACGGCUUGACCUUGACGAGGAGGACAUUGCCGACAUCAGCAUGGUGGCAGAGCGUGCGAGGGGAGGGAGGCCGAACUUCCACAAGAUCCUUGUAGAUGAGGUGGAGCAGUCGAAGGGCUCCGUCAUCGUGGGAUGCUGUGGUCCUACGUCUCUUAAUGCUGUUGUUCGCAAGAGCAUAGCAGCGCAGAUCAACCCCGCUCGAAUACGACAAGGGGACUACCGUGGACAGAUAUCACUCGUCGCCGAAGACUUUGGCUAUUGAAACCCUUUGCAUAUUCAUAUCAUACGUACUGUUCUCCUUUUUUACAUGAGAUGUUACCGGACACUAGAAAGACUGUACAAUAUUUGCAAUAUUCGAGGACAUUGGCAUUCAUUCACUCAUUCAUAGCUCACGUUCGUUACGUUAUACUUUGGUAGAUAUCAGCAGUAGACCUGCUAAAUAGACUGUGAUGUU